Messenger RNA from Gallus gallus (chicken), 5604 nucleotides. It is a transcript of the gene AK9, whose product is annotated as adenylate kinase 9. NCBI's taxonomy places the organism in Eukaryota, Metazoa, Chordata, Aves, Galliformes, Phasianidae. Bases 95 to 5470 code for a protein of 1791 amino acids. Gene Ontology annotation, molecular function: UMP kinase activity; ATP hydrolysis activity; ATP binding. The record is from RefSeq and is a predicted model, not a curated record. The transcript has 38 exons. Gene Ontology annotation, biological process: UDP biosynthetic process; CDP biosynthetic process. Gene Ontology annotation, cellular component: cytoplasm; nucleus.
GGGACGCACACACGUGAUGCGGCCGUUGCAACCUGGCUGCCCCAGGACUGCUGAGGAGGAGAGAGCCGUGUCUCGGCUGUUUGGGUGGUAACUUAUGGCUUCCCGCGAAGAAAAACAGUCUCAGCCCUUUGCAGACAUCUUCAAUGAGGAUGAAGCUGAAAAAUUCUUUCUGUUGUCCAAGCCCACGUGCAUAAUGGUCCUUGGAAAGCCUGGUUCUGGAAAGAAAACAUUAGCUAGAAAAAUAGCACAAAUAUGGAAAUGCAUUUUAAUAGAAGCUUCGGAAGUAAUUCAAAUGAAUAUUCAUGAAGAAACAGAAUACGGGCUUAAGUGUCAAGAACUGCUUUUCAAAGGUCAAAGUAUUUCUGAAGAACUUGUUACAGAAAUGAUUCUGGAAAAGAUUGAGUCACCAGAAGUUGCGCAUUUUGGUUAUGUUCUCAGUGGAUUUCCUUCUCUCUCGGAGGAAUAUAUGACUGUUUCACAGCAAAUGGAGAAAAUAAAAAAUCUGAAAUUAAAACCAGAUUUCCUGAUUAACAUUAAGUGUUCAGAUUAUGACUUAUGCCAAAGAAUAUCAGGACAAAGGCAACGCCCUGAUUCAGGGCAAGUAUAUCAGAGGAACCAGUGGGAUCCUGAUCUUAUAGAAAAACAAAAGAAAAAUAGUGAUCAGCUUGAAGACGAGAAUGAAGAAGUUGAAGCUGAAGAGAUGGAAGAAGAGAUUGCGCAAGAUUCACUUACAAUGUCAGAAAUGAUUCAUCAGUUAGUGCAAAGACCUGAAGAUAUGCUUGAAAAUAUACAGGAAAGAGUUGGCUUGUAUAAGGAUAUAAUGCUUCGUUCUUUAGAAGAUUUGAUGGCUGAACAGGAUUCCCAGUAUCUUAUUGAACUGGAUGGAAAUCAGGAACCAGAUGAACUUCUUGCUUCAGUGGUAAUUCGACUUCAGUCAAUGGGUGUUCGAAAUGGAGCUCCUAUAAUUAGGCUUCAGAGUCAGCAAGAAGAAAUGCUGGAGGGACUGGAAAAUGAUGAGCUUUUCCGUGUUCUGUCAUCAGUCAAGCUAAUAGCACCCAGAUACCGAUGGCGUAGAAGCAGGUGGGGACAAGUAUGUCCUGUGGCUCUAAAGAAGGGUGAUAUUUUAAUGGGAAUCCCAGACUUGGCUGUCAGUUUUCUAGGUAAAAUGUACACGCUGUCAUCCCCAGAGGCACUGAAAGCAUUUAUGUUGAAUCCACGCCCUUACUUGUUGCCACCAAUGCCAAUGCCUCCCUGUAAAGUUCUAGUAUUUGGCCCUCCAGUGUCAGGCAGAACAACUAUUUGUAACCUAAUUGCAAACAAAUACAAAGGAAAGGUUCUUGAUAUGGCUGAACUCAUUCAAUCUCAUGUGGAAGAAUUAAGAGAAAAAAACAUUGAGCAAAGGGAUGCAAUAGAAAAGACUAUAACAGCAAUGGAAAAUAGGUUGGAAUUUGAAAAGCAAUUGGAAGAACCAGGAGGCUUGGAAGAACUUAGUGUCAAAGAAGCAGAUAAUUCUGAAGAAACUGAGAAAAUGAGAAAAGAAAUAAACUUCGAAGAAGGGAGUAGUACAGAAGAAACUGCUGUCAUCCCAGAAGAAAUGUUGGAAUUAUCUGCUGACCACCCAGAAGUUCAAGCGAUGGUGGAAGAAGCUGUGGAAAGCGCAUCAGAAUCUGAAGUUACGCUGUCACCUGAAAUAUAUGCAGAAGUACUGGAGAGAGCAAUUGCAGAGCUUAUGAAGAAGAAUAAAGACAGGUUUCCUGGUGCUCCAGAAAAAGGAGGAUGGGUAGUGGAUAACUAUCCUUUGUCAGAAGAUCACUGGUCAGCUUUGUCAGAAAGAGGACUUCUGCCUGACACUGUUGUCUGCCUUAAGGAUACAGAAAAUGAUGGAGGCUGUAUAUUACACAGAACAUACUUAGCAAAUAAGGAUGAAAUUAAUUCUAAGAUUUUGAGAAGACUAGCAGACGAAGCAUUAAAAAAGGAAGAAGAAGAAGAAGAGGAAAGAAGAGAAAUGCAGGAAAUGCUGACACCAGAGGAGGAAGAGCAAUCGCAAGAAGAUGCUGAGAAGAAAGAAUCUGAGGAUGAUGAUAAGCAGCUUUCAUCUGAAACUGAACAAACGUCUCAGAAACAGUCCAGUGAUUCUGCAGAUUAUACAGAAGAAUCUGAAACUACAGAAAUCAUGCUGCCUGAGUUUGAAGAGAAUGAUUUGCUAGAUCUACCAGAAAUGCAAACAAUUAAAGAGAAGAUUGACCUCUUCAUGAAUGACUGGCAAACAAUGGAGUCAGAAAUCAAGCAGUCAUCUCUAGUUCAGGUUGUUGCUUUAGAGAUUGCUGAGCAAACUCCAGAAAGUCUGCUUAAUCAAAUUAUCCUGGUUAUGGAAGAGCCUUUUAAAUAUCACGGUUGGGAAUUAUCUAAUGAAGACUUAGAUGAGGAAGCAGAAGACCUAGCUGCUGAAGCAGAAGCUAUAGAAGAUAAUGAAGCUGAGGAAGAGGAAAAUGAAGAAGAUGAAGAAAAAGCUAAGGAAAGGAAAAGACACAUGGGAGACACGAAACACUUCUGUCCGGUCAGUCUGAAAGAGGACUACGUCCUUUAUCCAGGACUGCCCGAACAUGCAGCUAAAUAUCAAGAAAAGAUUUAUUAUUUUUCAAAUCUUGAGUACAGAGAUAAGUUUCUGAAGAACCCUGAGGAGUAUGUGGCUCACAAUGAACCGCUACAAGCUCCUCCCUUAAGGGUGUGUUUGCUGGGGACACGUGGAUCUGGUAAAACUGCUUGUGCACGAUGGCUAGCAGACAAAUUUGGCAUUUUCCAUAUUCAGUUUAAAGAAUAUCUGCAAGAACUGCUCUUACCCAAAACUAAAGAGAAAAUUGGGCUUGAUUUUGAUGAAGAACCUGAAGAAGCUGAUGAUGAAAUUCAAUUACAGGAACUGCAAGACUUAUCUCAGACCACAACUAAAACUGACGAUGAAGAAAGCAAACAGGAAGUGGAGUUAACUGAGGAGGAAGAAGCUAUCAAAGCAAAUCUAAUGGAUGCUCAGCCAUUACCUCCAGAAAUACUUGACAACAUUGUUCCUGUCUGGUGGAAGAAAGAACCAUUCCGGUCCACGGGAUUUAUACUGGAUGGUUUCCCUCGUACUUCAGACGAAGCCCAGUAUUUGUCAGAACGAGGGCUCUGUCCUGAUGCUGCCGUUUACAUUCACGUGGAAGAAAGUGAGAUUCUUGACCGUCUUUUACCUCCACGUCUAAAAAAAUGGAAAGAAAGACAGCAUAAAAAAGCAGAAAUUAAAAAGAAACUGAAAGAUCUGAAAGCAAAAAUAAAGAAUGAGAAGAUCGCUAGAAGAAGGGCAGAACUUCUAGCAGAACAAAAAAAAAGGAAGGAGAAGGUUUUAGAAGAUGGGGAAAAUUAUGAAACCAGUGAAGAGGAAGAUGAGACUGCAAAUGAAGACAUUGAAGCUAUACUUGAAGAGGAGUUCUUCGAAGAAGAAGAAGAAGAGCCUGAAGAAGAACAGGAGAUUGAUGCUGUUGAGCGCAUGCAAAAUGAGAUUGUAGAAAGGUUUGAUUCAGAAAGAGAAAGCAUUGAAGGUGUACAGGAAGAACUUCAAAAUUUCUUAAUACCACAAAUGGAGAUAAAUGGAAGACGGAAGCUUCGCAUCGUACGCUACCAAAUUUAUUGCAAGCUGAAUUCUUUAGUGGAAAAUCGUGGAAGCAUUUUUGAAAAAUGUUACCCAAUAAGUUUGCCACUUGCACAUAAGAUGCUAGUUUUCUCAUAUAAAUUUCCAAGCUCUUUCAGUCAGUGGGACCCAAUCAAGCUAAAGGAAGGAGAGAUAAUCAAGCCAGCACAAAACUAUGAAACCACACUCCUUCCUGUAAUUCAUCGACAAUAUGUUUAUUUUUUUUCAAGUAAAAAAAACAGAGAAACAUUUAUGAACAAUCCCAUCAAAUAUAUUUGUCAGCCAAAGCCUAAACCACCUGUGCCAGUUAAGAUUGCAAUCGUGGGACCUCCAAAAUCUGGGAAGACUACAGUUGCCAAGAAAUUUGAAAGCACGUACGGGCUGCGGAGGCUGAGUAUGGGAGAUGCCAUACGGCUCGUGUUGAACAAUCAGCCAGAGAGUGAGUUGGGGCUUCAGUUAAAGUGUCAUCUUCACAGAGGGCUGACCGUACCUGACGAACUGGCCAUCCAGGCCCUGGAUGUGGCUCUGAUGGAUCAUGUAUGUUCUACCACUGGAGUUGUUAUUGAUGGAUAUCCUGUAACAAGAAAACAAGUAAACCUCUUGGAAUCAGCUAGAAUAAUUCCUCUGAAAAUCUUCGAGUUAGAAAUGGAUGCAAAGGAAGUGUUCAGAAGAGCUCUGCUGGAUAAAGAAAGCACAAAUAGACCUUCCUACCCUGUACAUGACAGCACACAAAUUCUAGCAAUUAAAAAUUCCUACUAUAGGGAACAUAUUGACGCAAUUAGGACUUAUUAUAAGAAGGAGCGUCAGAACUGGUGUGUGAUUGAUGCCUUUCAGAGCAAGUGGUGGAUGUGGGACAAAGUUCUGCGGGAAGUUCAAGUGAUUGUUAAAGAAAUCCAGAUAUACCUGGAAAGAAUAAAAGAAGGAAAAGCAGCCAGCAUUGCUGAUUUAUGCAUCACCCCUGAAGAGCUGCAGUACCGGCUGGGAGAGUUUGGACAGUACUGUCCUGUCAGCCUUGCAGACAAGGGUGAACUGGUUGACUGCUCUGUAACAUCAUCACUACAGUUUGCUGCAGAGUUUCGAGCACACUAUUAUAAAAUGGCUUCACAGGAAGAACUGGAUAAAUUCUUGAACAGACCAGAGGUUUAUGUGCCACCACUGGCACCUCAUCCUCUUCCACCUCCGGAUAAGCUACCACAAAGAUUGACAGCAGCAGAAGUGAAGGCCUUAUUCCCUAUAAGUGCUGAAAUGCAAGGAUACUGUCCCGUCACUUACCUAGAUGGAAAACAGAGGUAUGAAGCUUUGGUGCCUGGCAACACUGAGUAUGCUGCAAAAUACCAAGAUAAGCUGUAUGUUUUUGAAAGUGAAGAAAAACUUCUGAAGUUUAUGAGGUUACCAGAGAAGUAUUGGAAUCUCAAGCUUCCACAUAAGCUCCCCCCAGUAAGGGAACCAAUAUUACUCACUGCGCUUCCCAUGGCUGGAUACCUUGAGCAGGGAGUAGCAACUUCUCUAAUAAAAGCUCUGAAUGAAGUAGGAUGCUUAAAGCCAAAGUUCCCCUUCCUAAGUGUAAGAAGAACUGCUCUCCUUUUUGUGGCCUGCCAUCUAAAAGCGUACAACGCCCGCAGCCCGGCGCACAGGAGGCAGGCGUACCGGAGGCGGCUGGCGCGGCUCACCGAGCACUGCGAGCUCAUCCCGUACCUGGGGAGGGCGAUGCCGCGCGAGUACACGGAGCCCCAGCACCGACCGCUCGGCUUUGACCUCAAGCUGCAGACCUUCCUGUCCCUGAAAGACGCCGGCCCCAGCUUUGUCUAGUUCGGACUGCUUUGGUUUUUUUCCGGGUAUUGACUUUAUUAACUCGCGGAGCGGGGCUGUAGGCCACCGGGACAACCGGUACGCUUACGGCACCGCUAAACUGAAACCUGAAAAUAAAACGUUUUCCCCUCCGA